Durusdinium trenchii is the source of this 585-nucleotide messenger RNA. The record is from the annotation of a GenBank genome assembly. NCBI's taxonomy places the organism in Eukaryota, Dinophyceae, Suessiales, Symbiodiniaceae.
AUGACGCAAUUCCGAUCUUGCUUGCGCACGCAUGGAUUUCUGCUGCGGCUCCUGGCAGCAGACAAGGGACUGAGCUGCAUUAAGUUCUUCAAAGCCAAGAACCCAGGGGUGCUGUUCAUCGACGAGACCAGCGAGCUGGAAGUGGGCGCCUUUCUGUCCCUCACAGCAACUUUUCCACAGGCAGUCUGCCUGCUGGACAGCGGCCAAACCAUGAGCAAGGCCAACAGCACCAAAUUACAACUGGAUGACGAGCCGACGGAAGUGCAGACAGCAGAACUUCUCAAGAACACAUGCAGGCCCGAAUCGUCAGGGCUACCUGCCUGGCGCCAACAGAUCUUGGAAGCUGCACAGGCUCAGCAGGUGGUGGAGCUGCAAACGCGCUUGGAGCUCCGCUUCUCCACCUCCACUGGAGGUCUGGAGUCCUCGAUGAGUCCCAGGCCGGGCAAUCCGGUGAACUCCGCUCAUGUGCGAGGCGCGCAGAAGGAGAAAUCCAGCUCGGGGGCCCGAGGAAUCGAUGAUUUGACUGAAGGAAGUGUUACGAUGGUCAAAUUGAGUCGCUUGAUUGCAUUGCCCUUGCGUCUCUAG